CCGGUCACUGUGUUUGCUAUUAGAGGUACUAAGCAUGGCGGCAGCUACAACACCAGCGGUCCCAGAACAAGCACCUAAAACACCGUUGUCAGAAAUUCCAAAUGGGCCUCCGAUAAUAGAAGGCUUCAACGUUUACCCGAGAUUUCAAGAUGAGACCUUCAAAGAAAAGUUGAUGAGAAAAACCAAGCAGAACCCUUUCGUCCCAAUAGGUUGUUUGGCAACAGCAGGAGCGCUGAUGUAUGGUCUCCGUGCCUUCCAACAAGGGAAAACCCAUCAGUCCCAGCUGUUGAUGAGGGGACGUAUUGCUGCUCAAGGCUUCACUAUAGUUGCCCUACUUGUUGGUGUCUUUGCCACAGCUCUGAAACCCAAGGCAUGAAGAUGUGACCAUCCCACACCUCUGCCGUCAUCCAGUUAAAUUACCACCAUACCACUUGGAAGCAGACCAGAGCCAAAUAUUAACUGGACUGAUCUUACUAUCCGAAUGAUUGAGUAAUGUUUUCAACAUUGUCCAGAUACCUGGGGGUUAAGGCGACCGCUAUUUAUUAUUGUUUGGAAACUGGGAAUUGCUCAUGGUGGUGAAAUAUUUAACUUCAGGCUGGCACCAAGGAACAACAAAGUAUAAUCUGCUUGUUACCAUACCAAGAGGGCAACCUGGAUUUUUCUUUACUUGUGCUAAAAUCGUACUGAGGCAAAAAGCUGAUAAAUAUGAAUCAUGUGUCUUGCUCUUCCGUGUUAGAGUUCGAAUGUUCCACAUAUUGCCACUGAAAUGAUCUAUAUAACACCUCACUAUGUCUGGUGAUAUAAAUUUUAAUUUGAA
Messenger RNA from Seriola aureovittata, 817 nucleotides. It is a transcript of the gene higd2a, whose product is annotated as HIG1 hypoxia inducible domain family, member 2A. Bases 35 to 376 code for a protein of 113 amino acids. Gene Ontology annotation, cellular component: mitochondrion. The record is from RefSeq and is a predicted model, not a curated record. Gene Ontology annotation, biological process: mitochondrial respirasome assembly. The transcript is spliced from 2 exons. NCBI's taxonomy places the organism in Eukaryota, Metazoa, Chordata, Actinopteri, Carangiformes, Carangidae.